This is a messenger RNA of Zerene cesonia (dogface butterfly), 5419 nucleotides long. RefSeq names its product fibroblast growth factor 22 (gene bnl). Lineage: Eukaryota; Metazoa; Arthropoda; Insecta; Lepidoptera; Pieridae. Gene Ontology annotation, cellular component: cytoplasm. The coding region runs from base 1292 to 2104 and encodes 270 amino acids. The transcript is spliced from 4 exons. Gene Ontology annotation, biological process: animal organ morphogenesis; regulation of cell migration; positive regulation of cell population proliferation. The record is from RefSeq and is a predicted model, not a curated record. Gene Ontology annotation, molecular function: fibroblast growth factor receptor binding; growth factor activity.
GCGCGAGACUCCGUUCGGGCCGGUCAUGUCAUGCCGCCACGGCACGCGACAACGCGCCACCGAAAACGCAUCCGAUAAACCCCGGUAACCUAACUAGUGCGAACGUUCACAAAAUAUCACAGAGCGAACACCACCACAGUGCGCCGAAAGUUUUAGCUCGACGAACUUUUGAGGUUAGAGUUUUUCCGACAGUUUUCCCAAGUUGGACGCGAACCUUUCGGCGACGCUCCGGCUUUUCUGCAGUUGCAUAACAAUGCAGGCCGCGUGGAAAUGUGUUUUGUGCGAUGGAAAUUUCGUGUGUUAAACUAGGUAUAUAUUCCGUUUCCACGCGGCGAGCGGCGCGCUACUGGUGAUUUGGACCGAUUUCAGUUUAACGACUCGUACCCGGUGGCCGCUUACGAAACGCUACAAGCAAAAAGUUUCGCCGAAAAAAGUUCCUUUGCAAUUCGCUUGACAACAGUAAUCACAUAAUUGUUUUAGCAAAUUUCCUUUCGCGCGCCGAUAACCACUUGCGCCGGAGUCGUGCCUAAAUCUCACAAUUCCAACGAUUAAUUAUAUGGGCAAAUAUUUGAGGGCCUUUGAGCCUUAUCGCGUGCUCUGUAGAUUCUUCAAAUUUACUAUCAUUCAGCAUAUUUACGUGGUAAUUAUUGGCCUCGAUCUGAACCGCUCUGUGGCUAAACUCUGUGACAUUUUGUGGUGGUGUCAGUGGUGUACAUUAUUUUGUGCUUUAUUUGCAGCUCUCAGGGAAAUGCUACUAAUAUCCAUUACCUUCCCGAUGUGAUGUUUUACAGUAGUAUCAGUGUUUAGUUCUGAGUUAGAAUUACAAUAACCACAAGUGAUUCGAUCCAGUUGGCAACGGUAGGAAAGUGACACGCCACUGGUGAACGCGGUUUUGAAAAAUAUCUAGUGUGAACGGUAUUUCGAAAGUGCAUCUAACAUCGUGGCUCCGACCUCAGCGAUAUACAUUGUGAUACGAGAAAACCUCACGCUGACCACAGUAGUGCAGUAAACCGAGCCCAGCGGUGCAAUAUUAGUGCAUUAUGUAUUACAUGAGCUGCCGCCACAGAUUCACAAAACGAACUGAUUAUACUUGAGCGUCGGGCGGUCGAAAUCCGCGCGCCGCUGGCGGCAGUUCGGGCGUUUCGAGCGCAUCCGAGAGCGAUAGAAUCGAAAGGCGAUGUCCGACAGAACAUCAUACAUUAGGCAUCGUGUUUAGAUAGUGUCGGUGCGUGUUAUGCGCACAAUUUGAGCAGUGACGGCGAUCGGGCGGCUGCAAUGGGCGCGGCGCGCCAUGCGUCCGCGUUCGCGCCCGCUGCGCUUGCUGCUGGCGGCGCUCGCGCUCGCCACCUGCGCCGCGGCGCCCGCGCCGGAAGCGCGCGCGCAACGCUCCGCCAACCUCAGCCACAUUACGGGCACCUCGCGUACUAUACAGAUGUUCCUCAAGAACCGCUAUCUGCAGCUAUUGCCGGAUGGCACCGUCAACGGCACCACAGACGCCAACAGCGUUUACACGAUACUUCAGCGUGCGACAUUGAAGGUCGGCCUCCUGACGAUCCAGGGGGUGUCCACUUGUCUCUACCUCUGCAUGGAUGCCUGCGGGUUUCAGUACGCAAAUGAUCUCACGGACGACUGUGUGUUCGAUGAGUAUAUAGAGGAGAACAAUUACAACACGUACUCGCGGAUACGAGGCGACAAGAAGACGUUUCUGGCGCUGGACAACCGGGGUAAGGCGCGGCGGACACAGAUACCGAUCAGCAGACCGCUGGGCAACCUGUCCGGGUACGCGCUCACGCUGACCAAGCGCUGGGAGGGGCCCAAGCAGGCGCAGUGUCCGCCGCGCCGGCAUCGCGGCAAACUGAAGCGACCGCCGCCCUUCCACAGGAACUGCCAGCGGCGGGUGCAGAAGCAGAACAUGAGGAAGCGGAAGCACAAGAAAGCGAACGAUCCGAAAAAGAAGCGGCAUCCGAAGGCGCGGCGGAAACACGCGAACACAACGACGUCCACCACGGAGGGUUGGGACGAGUCCACCAUGUCGACCAUGUCGACGACGGACGCCGAGUUUUUUCGGUCGGCGACCGCGCAAGAGGCGACCGGUCGCGCGUGAGCCGGUCCCUGCUCGCGGUCGGGGCUGCCGUGGCGCUCGCACACUAGCACCGUUCCACACUUACGCGAGAAUCUCUUAGCAUUCCCAUUCAACGCCCUUCCGCAGGAAUGGCUCUUGAAGUCGCAUGCGCCGAAUGAAACGGGCCGAUACGCGCCGGAGACUCGUUAAUCGUUACCCCUUGCGACUGCGGUGCUGAUGUUCCACCGCGAAAGGACUACAUUCUAUAACGUUCAGAGACCGCAGUCUAAAUUAGCAUUUCCCUAUUAAAUACUCAACAAUUCGUGACGUUGCAUUUAUCGUCGUCAUCGUAUGAUAUUAUUCUACCAAAGUUACUGAAAUUAUCUAUCUCAAUUUAUAUUCCUAGUUCGCUUUAACGUAGUUAUAUCGGAUUCCAGUCGUCUUAGUUAUCAUGAAAUUAUUAACAUAGAUGUUAUCGAUAACUUAUGAUUAAUAUCUAAUGAAUUUGUUUAAACGAGUCGAGAUUAAUGUUUGAUAAUGUGGAACUGUGUUAGGGGAAGGAAGGUCUGUGUUCGCGGCAAAUGGGCGGCGGCAGAGCGUGGCUGCUCAUAUAACCCGGUGCCCACUGUUCCUCUCAUCUAUUAUAACCUUUCGACCGAAUCACGCGUCUGUUUAUUAUUCGUAUAUCAUCUGAAUCCAUUUCCUAAGCGUCUCUUAUUUAAUUAAGUCUAAGUGAUCCGUUAAUGGAUGCUAUGCGGCCCAUCGUGUUCCGUUAUACGCAGUUAUCAGAUUCAAAUAUUUCGAAGCCCGUCCCCUACGAACGACUCAAAUAUUGUCUGUAUUAAUGUUAUGGUUAUAAUUGGUGACGAGUCCAUUAGUUGCGAACAUGGAUCGAAGAAAUGUUUUUGUAUUUAGACGGAUGUGUUGGGUGUAUUUUCAUAAGAAAUUGACUGAAAAUAUAUGACUGAGUAAUGUAGGUACCGUCGGUUUUGGAAUAGGCUAUGAUAGUGUAAUGUGCGGCGGCGGCAUGCUUCUGUUUAAUUUAAGUUGGUAAGCGAUGGAUGCGAAGCGAUCGAUUUUAUCUGUGUAACUCGAUUCAAACUCACGCCGUUUCGCGCGCGAAAUCGUUCGCUUCCGCCCGCCCAAAAAAAUGAAUUAGUGAUAAAAAAAUUUAACGGCGACGAAGUGACUAUUAGUAGUUAGUUAUAAAACGUGUAUGUAAUUUGUAAAUUAUUUAUUUUAUUUUCCAUAGAGAAAUUCGUAUUUUGUUAACGUUUUAGUUGAUGUUUUAAUUCUCUUGACCCCUUAGUUCCAUCCGGUGUAGAUAGUAGGAUGACAUACGCUUGUAAUGUUAGUGAGCCAAUUUUAUGUGUAAUAUUAUAUUUAUAAAUCCGUUCUGUAACGAUAUGUUAUUUGUAUUGUUUGUAUGGAUGAAUAUUGUGGAUGAAUACAUAGAUAUUAUUACACGAAUACAUUCUUUAUAGAUCCCUCGCAAUCGAUUUAUGUUCAUGUAUGAUAUCAUUAAAAAGUUAGCGGACUGUUUCUAUGAAUGCUAAUUCAAAAUUCAUACGAUACAAAUGAGCAUCCAUUAAACGAUUUGUAGUGACUAACAAUGAGAAUCAUUGGUCCGCUGAUUAUAAAUAUUCAAAAGAUAUGAAUAUUUACUGUAACAAGCUUUAUGAUUGUACCUACAUAAGUAUAUAAGAUGAUAUCAAGUUAUUUAUUGUGUCUCGUUGUGGAAAAUGAAAACGACGUCAUGUACUAUGUAAAUUGUAAAGCAUUUAACCACAUUUUAUUAAUACAUCCCGAAUCAACUCGUCAUUCAAUACAUGUUUAUAAUCGAUUUUCAUAAUCGAUACGCUAUUAUUAUUUUUUUUUGUAAAUAUCGAUCUUUUAGCCUAGAAACAGUAUUGGUGCAUCGUGAAACUUCUCGAUUUAAUAACUAGUUUUAUAAUUUUGUAUCAAAUAAACUUUGUCGUUAGACUUCGUAUUUACAUCAUUUGAUUACGUGGUUAUUUGAAUUUUAAUUCCUUUUUCAGACGUAUGGCAACACUAUAUUAAUCUCAUUCGCGCGCUCGAAAUUAUUCUUAAAAAUUACUUAUGUAUUUCACUAUGGUUUUAUUAAUCAAGUUUUUAAGAAAUUACAAUUUCCGAGUUUCGCGCCAUUUUGCAAAUCAUAGUACCAACAUUGUCAAUGUAAAAAUAAAUGUUAUUUUUGUUAUUUAUACACAUGUGCCAUAAUAUCCCUACUCUUAAUAGUUUUAUCUGUCAAUAGUAAUUUGUAAUAAUUAUCUUUUAUCUGAUAAGGGAUUUAACAGGAGUCGGUAAAUUUAUGUAUUAUAAUACUCCUUAAAAGUUCCGAGAAUCGCAUUAAAAAGUAUGGUAGAUGAGCCGCAUUAGGAGUCGGGGCCAUAUAGUUGCAUUUAAAAAGUUACAUAAAUUUUGAAAAAAAUUUUAUACUAUGAAAACCGUGUACUUAUAUAAAAUUAUAUUACGUAGUGAAUAAUCACAGAUAUUAUAUUGUAGGUCCAUAUAUCGUUAUCAAUACCUGUAUACUGUUGUCUCAAAGUAAGGACCGGUAUUCAUCUGAGUUCACAAGAAAUCCUAAUAGUUAAUGAAAAAAUAAAUAAAUUUUGCAACAUAUGGUCAAGCGAGAAGGGGUAGAGGAUUGGAUAAAGUAGUGAAAAAUGUAUCGAAAGCUUAGCUUGUACCCACCAAUUUAUGGCUCCCAGCCCCGUUUCUCGAAAUUUCGACGAAACGGGGUAAAACUUGGGUCAAACAGUAUUACUUAAUUAAUUUCGAUACCUUUACAUUUUUACAUUAAUAUACCGGUAUUCGUGAUACUGCAAAUGGACUCUUUAUGCUUAAUCGAUCGUGUGCAGCUCGAAUAUUACAAUAUACAAAACUGACAUACAUUAAAUAAUUUCACAAAGAUGCUCGAAGGACCAUUUCCACGAGAAUUCGAUCGAAUUUAGUGUGCAUAGUACAAUAAAGAUAGCAAUAAUAGAUUUAAAAAUGUACUAAUAAGAAAUUAUGAACCCUUAAUUCGAUCUGAUUGUUGUUACAGAAAUGAAAGUUAUAAAUAUUCGAGCCUUUAUCGUCGAUAUAGCAUAAUGUCGAUUGAUCGAAUAAAUUAUGUUAAUUCGUUAGAAUUAAUAAAUUUCUAUAGCACGACAGGCGGCAUACAUAUUAUAUAAUCUGAAUUACAUGUCGUGCGAUGGAAAAACUUGAGGUUUCGGCUCUCAAUUACAAAAUAUGCCACAAUAAGUAGAUUUACCAAAACAAUGAUCGAAACGUUAGACAAUAACUUUUUACAGCCUCUUAUACCGAGAAUAAAUAAAAAUGAUUCUUUGAAUA